Molecule: messenger RNA, 1620 nt
Organism: Haliotis rufescens (red abalone)
Lineage: Eukaryota; Metazoa; Mollusca; Gastropoda; Lepetellida; Haliotidae
Product: alpha-(1,3)-fucosyltransferase 10-like
Exons: 6
Coding region: 139-1482 (447 amino acids)
Cellular component (GO): membrane
Molecular function (GO): alpha-(1->3)-fucosyltransferase activity
Source: RefSeq, a predicted model, not a curated record
GCGUGUGUAUGAAGUAUACCCCCAGAGACACGACAUUCAACCGAGACGGGAAGCAUCAGCGCGCCUUGGGUAUAGUUUGUUAAUGGGAAAUGCUGAUAAACUGUGCCAUUGAUGGAGAGGGUGUGAUUGCUCUAAGUAAUGCUUCCAGAUGAGAUCUCUCUUUUGGUGUUGAUUUGGACUUGCUACACAGUGGGUGAUGGGCAAGUCGUCAGCUAUGAGGUGGAUGAGAGCCACGCCACCCUGCCAGUCUUGACUUGGUGGGAGUCGAUAGGCAAAUAUCCUGAUUAUGUCAUCUCCUGUGAGACGCAACAGAGAUGUCUCCUGUCCAGAAACAAGACACGACUGCAGCAUCAAGAAGUCAUGAUGUACGUAUUUUACGGCUCAUUCUUUCUGUCGAGUGGUCUUCCUUUUCCAAGGAAGGAUGGCGAUAUUUGGGCAUUGAUCCACGAAGAGUCGCCCAUGAACAAAGAUUGGCUGUUUUCAUUCAGGAGCACUAUAGAGCUGUUCAACUACACAUCGACUUUCAAGAGGGGAUCUGACUACCCGCUCACCACCCACUGGCUGACAAACAAAGAGACACUGCUCAGUAAAGAAUAUUUAGUCCCCACAGACAGAAAGAAUGUGAUGAGGACAGAUGAUGGCCUAGCUCCAAUUAUAUUUGUCCACAGCGACUGCAACACACCAUCCAACAGGGAGCAGUUCGUCACGACGUUGCAGAAAUACGUCGAUGUAGAUUCCUACGGCCCUUGUCUCCUCAACAAGGACUUCCCAGAAGAAUUCAAAAAUCUCGACGGUAUAGCAGGCUUCUUGAAGCCAGACUUUUUGAAACUUGUCGCCCGCUACAAGUUUGCUAUAGCUUUUGAGAACGCCAUCUGUGACGACUACAUCACAGAGAAGUUGUGGCGCCCUCUACAGGAGGGAACUGUCCUUAUUGUGCUCGGCUCGCCGACAAUCAGGGACUUUUUACCAUCCACCAAAUCAGCGAUUCUGGUCGAAGACUUUGACACUAUUCAAGACUUGGCUGCGUUCAUCAAGCAGCUUGAUCGGAACGACGAACAGUAUGAGUCAUACCUCGAAUUCAAACACACGGGUAUUUCAAAUCCAACGCUGAAGUCAGAACUCGCCCGGAUAUCACCAGGGGAGUACGCAGGUGGACGUUUUGGGAAGGCUGCUUCAGGAUAUGAGUGUUUCCUCUGUGACAAACUUCACAAGGCACUUGAUGCAACUAAAGCCGGGAAGCCUGUCGCGAAAGCACAGGCAAAUCUGAACCAUUUUGGAUGUCCUUUACCUGCACAGAAAUUUGACGAAAACGGCCAAAUCGUCCCCGACCAUCGCCGAAAGCAUGAGUUGGCAUUCUACCAUAUGAACGCGCAGGUGUUCCGCCAGUUCUAUGACAGGGCUGAGAACAUCACGUCUCACGACCUGUACACAGCCACAAAACAACGAUUGAGAAAGGUGCAGGCGAAACAGGAAGACUUGUAGAGCAGCUUUUACUAGGAUAAAAAGUAACUUAUGGAGUUUACUUGAAUCUGUAUUUUAAAACCCAAAACCCGCCUGCAUCCAUUAACCAAUAUAUUGUAUCUGACGUGAUAGAUGUUUAUUACUUAUCCCUUACUUACU